Sordaria macrospora k-hell is the source of this 1080-nucleotide messenger RNA. RefSeq lists its product as uncharacterized. Gene Ontology annotation, biological process: pantothenate biosynthetic process. Gene Ontology annotation, cellular component: cytoplasm. The record is from RefSeq and is a predicted model, not a curated record. Lineage: Eukaryota; Fungi; Ascomycota; Sordariomycetes; Sordariales; Sordariaceae. Gene Ontology annotation, molecular function: 2-dehydropantoate 2-reductase activity.
AUGGGUUCUGUUCACAAGAAGCUUCAAGUGCUCCUCGUGGGCUCGGGAGGCAUCGGUACCAUGGUUGCCUACGCCCUCGAGAAAGGAGGUAAAGCUGAGGUAGCUGCGGUCCUCCGUUCCAACUUUGAAGCUGUCUUCGACAAUGGCUUUACCAUUCACUCGGUAGAUCACGGCGAAAUCAAGGACUGGCAACCGACUUCAAUUCUCGAUAGUAUCCCAUCUGUCAACAAGGAGUCAUGGAGAGCCGCUUACGACUACGUCAUCGUAACCACCAAGAACGCGCCCGACAUCCCGCCGAGUCUUCCUGAUCUCAUCGCACCUGCCAUCACACCUGGCCACACCGCCAUCGUCCUCAUCCAGAACGGCCUCAACAUCGAGCGCCCUUUCUUCUCCGCAUUCCCCACCAACACCAUUCUCUCCGGCAUCACCUUCAUGGGCGCCAUCGAGUCGCCCCCGGGCACCAUCAACCACCACAACCACGACCGCACCUUCAUCGGUGCCUUCCACAACCCUGCCGCAGGCUUGCCUCAAAAGGCAUUUGCCACCGCCCUCGCCCUCCAUCUCAUGGACGCCUACAGCGCCUGCGGCCCCAACGUCGAUUGCACCUACGAGCCCGACGUCCCUUACUCCCGCUGGCGCAAGCUGCUAUACAACGCCUCGUACAACGGCGUGGCCGCCAUCCUGGGCAUGGACACGUCACGCAUGCGCUUCAGCGAGCACAUCAUCGACGAUUUGAUCCGCCCCCUGAUGCAGGAGAUCCGGGCGACGGCUAAGGCCGCAGCCGGCGUGGAGCUGGAGGAAGAACUGAUCGAGAAGAUAAUCACGGCUGAUGGGUAUGACAAGUGCUUUAAGCCGAGCAUGUUGCAGGAUGUGGAGAAGGGGAAGUUUAUCGAGUUUGAGAACCUUGUGGGUGAACCGCUGAGGGAGGCGGAGAGGGUUGGGGUGAAGACGCCGACGCUGAAGGUUGUGUAUGGACUGUUGAAGGGGUUGCAGUUUAAGGCGAAGGAGAGACACUUGAAGGAGGUGGUGGUGCCGAGGAAUGGGGAGGGACUGAAGUAUGGAGGUUGCGUGAGGUCUUAG